GCGUGUGGCUGCGGGCUUUUAUUUUGAAACGCCCGGAAGUCUCGGAGAGGCGCGUUCAGCUUCACGCGCUCGUUCCCCUCGGAGACUCCGACAUCAUGGCGGACGCUGAUUCUUGGGACGCUGAUAGUUUCGAGCCCGAGGAGCCUAUCAAAAAGGCGGCAGUUCAUGACAAAUGGGAGGGCGAGGACGAAGACGACGACGUGAAAGAUAACUGGGAUGAUGAUGAUGAUGAUGCCGACGAGGAAGAGGAGGAGGAAGAAAAGGAGGAGGAAAAAAAGUCAGAGGCUAAACCUACAGAAAAGAAGAAACUCAGUGAGAAAAUAAAAGAAAAGGAAAAUUUACAAAGGAAAAAACAAGAGGAGCUCGUUAAACGAAUUGAGUUACAGGAUUCAGAAAACAGCACAGAACUCGCACCAGAAGACGAGCUGGCGGAAAAACUUAGAGUCAAAAAACUACAGGAGGAUUCAGACUUAGAACUAGCAAAAGAAGCGUUUGGUGUAGUAUCAAAUAACGUUACAGGAAUUGAUGCGAUGAGUCCCUCUACAAAAGAUGACUUCACAGAGUUUGAGCGGUUGCUAAAGGAAAAGAUUUCUUCCUAUGAGAAGUCGAUACACUAUUCCAGCUUUUUAGAGACGCUGUUUAGGGACCUGUGUCUUUCAUUGGAAGUUGAUGACAUGAAGAAAAUUAGCAACUCACUAACAGUGUUACUAAGUGAAAAGCAGAGGCAAGAAAAGGCAAACAAAGGUAAAAAGAAAAAGAAGGGAGUUGUACCAGGAGGAGGAUUAAAAGCCACAAUGAAAGAUGAUCUCGCAGACUACGGGGGGUUCGACGGCGGUUAUGCACAAGACUACGAGGAUUUCAUGUGACCAAGGCUUAACCCUUUACUAGCUUUUGUUUGCUGAUUGCUGGACCACACACACCUUAACAGCAUGACCUUACCCCACAGUCAGGCCCACUACCAGAACCAUGCUAGAAAACUCUGACGCCAUCCCACGCAACGCACACUCUCCCCUCAAAGAGGCUUACGCAGAGAAUCAGUUCACUGCCGUAUCUUUCUCUGGUCUGUGAACUUAGGUCAGCGUCUGUCGGAACGAAGAACCCGACAAAACGGUCCUCCUCGCAAAUGUGAAUCUGCAAGUAUCGAUUAAUCGUCACGGCCCGGGCGACCAAGAGUGUUAUUGUUCGGUAACUGCUAUUUCUUGGAAAUAAAUGACGUUCUAUGCAAAUUUCAGUCCGGAUUGAUCUGUCGUCGGAUCCUUUAGGCCGUUUAACACAAGCCCAAGUGGUGGUCUGGUAGUCGCAUGGUUUAACAGUCACGUCUCCAAUCGGACCUUUCGUUUUCUUUUUUCUGUUCGUAGACGAUAGUGAGCUCAUUUGUUUAGGUAAGUAAAUCUAUAGCGUAGCGUACCAAAUAUAAGCGUAAUGCUUCGAAAAUAACGCCUUUGUGUUUGUAGCUCGUAAUGCAUUCCUUGAAGUCUGUGACCAAAAGUAUCACUCUAAAUGAACCGUCUGAGAUGCAUCGCAGCGUUAUUUAGGAUUACCUCAAUUUUUGCAGAACGAAAUAUGCGAAUAUUCACAAAUAUAACUUGUGUUUUCAAUGCAGCACGUUAUGCAGUUACUCAUUUGACCUCAAUCAUGCCAGCAACGAGUGAGCGUGAUCUCACACACGGUCUGCUGAUGUGUAAGGGACUGAACGUUGACGUAGGGUCGUUUCGGGUGGCGUUUGGCUUUCCAUUUUCUCGACAACUUACAGUGAUAGACAUGCUUCAAAGAGACUUACGAUCAGCAAAGCCGAUGAUAGGACUCUGCACUGUUUUAUAAAGAUCUAAUUUAAUAAAAGUUGCUUAAAAUCCA
This is a messenger RNA of Puntigrus tetrazona (Sumatra barb), 1854 nucleotides long. RefSeq names its product eukaryotic translation initiation factor 3, subunit Ja (gene eif3ja). The transcript has 9 exons. Gene Ontology annotation, cellular component: eukaryotic translation initiation factor 3 complex; cytoplasm. Gene Ontology annotation, molecular function: translation initiation factor activity. The coding region runs from base 96 to 866 and encodes 256 amino acids. The record is from RefSeq and is a predicted model, not a curated record. Lineage: Eukaryota; Metazoa; Chordata; Actinopteri; Cypriniformes; Cyprinidae.